ACACGUACACACACGUAUGUGUUUUUGCAUGAAUCCCAUUGACAGACUCACAGUGCUCGGAAAGGGCGUUGUUCUCCAGAAUGAGGGACCACGGAGCCCUGGACAAGGCCCUGGUGAAGGAGCUGAAGUCCUGCUGUGCACGGGAGAGCAACUUUCUUCCCAGGAAGUCUGGUUUGAAGAUGAUGGAGUCCUCAGCGAGCGGCGUUUCGGCCAAAUGCAGAGAUGCCCGAGUGGAGGAGCUGUGGGGUCUGACCAACUUCUUCGGGUACAGCACGCAAACGUUUGUCCGAGCCAUCAAUCUCCUGGAUCGAUUUCUUACUGUUAUGAAGGCACAGCCCAAACACGUGCCCUGCCUGUCCGUGUGCUGCCUCCACAUGGCGGCCGGCGUGACGGAGGAGGCCGAAGACGUGGCGCCCGUCCGUGAGCUCAUCCGCAUCAGCCACAGCAAGUUCACCGUGUCGGACCUCGGUCGCAUUGAGACCGUCGUGGCCCAGAAGCUGGGCCCUGUGACCCCAGCGGUCACUGCCUUCACCUUCUUGCACCUCUACUACUCGGCUUUGAACGCUGUGUGCCAUGAUGACGGGACAGAGAUCCCAAGCGUCAUGACGCUGGAAGCGCAGCUGAAAGCCUGCUUGUGUCGACUUGUUUUCUCCAAAGCAAAAUCGUCCCUACUCGCCCUCGCCCUAGUUGCCCACGAGUUUGAAAGCCUGCAGUGCACCGCCGCGUCAAAGAUAAUGCAGCAGAUGCAAAGAGUCACAAAGGUGAGUGACGGCGAUCUACGCCAUUGGCAACACCUGGUGGCCAAGCGCAUGACGGAGUACCGCUCAGCUCAGUGCCACAAGCCCAACGGCAGGAAGCUGGUAUGGGCGCUGUCUAAGAGGACUGCGCAGAGUCUGCACGGCAACCUCUGCACUGCCCCCCGUCUGCCCACCAUACCUGAGGACGCCUGGGACCACAGCCUAAGUGAGGAGGACCCGAGUAGCGGCGAAGACAGCCCUUGCGGCUCUCUGGGCAGCGGUGGUGAAGGAGCCUUCUUCCCUGCCUCCUAUUUGUGACUCAUCACCACCUGUUUUUUUCCCAAACAAACAUUGAUUUGCUCCAUGCGUAGCCAAUGUGGUAAAAAAAGAAAGAAAAAGCAAUAUUUUUGGCAACUCCUUGGUGGCUUUAGUGUCCAUGCUGGACACAUUCCAGCAAGACAAAAAAGAGUUGCAGUUGACUGUCGGCUAACAUGCUGCUUAACAGGAUUAUGCAAGUAAUAUGUGCCUACUAUGUUCUAAUGUCACAUUUCAAUGUGAAAGUUCCAGACUUAAUAUGCUGCACUGUUAUUAUGAAGGUCUUUUUUUUUUAUUUUUUACUUUGUUUACUAAGAUAAUGUUAAGGAAAAAAUAUACUUGUACAUAACACCUUAUAAAAAGGUGUGAAAAAUGUGGUUUUAUGUAUUUCAAUGUAUCACCAAGGGAAUGUUUACACUGUAUUAGAUUGUUUUAAAAUUAAAGAUUACUCUUUUAAUGCA
Phyllopteryx taeniolatus (common seadragon) is the source of this 1513-nucleotide messenger RNA. Its product is annotated as cyclin-G1-like. The record is from RefSeq and is a predicted model, not a curated record. The transcript is spliced from 7 exons. Gene Ontology annotation, molecular function: cyclin-dependent protein serine/threonine kinase regulator activity. Bases 81 to 1055 code for a protein of 324 amino acids. NCBI's taxonomy places the organism in Eukaryota, Metazoa, Chordata, Actinopteri, Syngnathiformes, Syngnathidae. Gene Ontology annotation, biological process: regulation of cyclin-dependent protein serine/threonine kinase activity; mitotic cell cycle phase transition. Gene Ontology annotation, cellular component: nucleus; cytoplasm; cyclin-dependent protein kinase holoenzyme complex.